Messenger RNA from Larimichthys crocea (large yellow croaker), 529 nucleotides. RefSeq names its product ubiquinol-cytochrome c reductase complex assembly factor 3 (gene uqcc3). The record is from RefSeq and is a predicted model, not a curated record. Gene Ontology annotation, biological process: mitochondrial respiratory chain complex III assembly. Bases 113 to 361 code for a protein of 82 amino acids. The transcript has 3 exons. NCBI's taxonomy places the organism in Eukaryota, Metazoa, Chordata, Actinopteri, Sciaenidae.
CACUGCCGCGGUGUUGUUGUUGUUCCUGCUUUGCUGUUACCGAACACAUGGGAUGGAGCGCAGUGUGUGAGUUUAUCGGACGCGGUAGUGCGUGACCUCCACCCGGAUCAGGAUGAGCGGCCUGCGGGCAAUCCUGGGCACCUCUGCGGUGAUCGUGUGCGUGGGGGCCGGCUGUGGGCUGUGGGCUUUGGUCGUUCCAGGAAAGGAGAAACAGAGAGAGUUCCACAAGAAUCUGCCUGAAUCAAACCCAGUGAGAAUGGAAGAGACGAGGAAGCGGAACGCUCUGGUGAUGCAGGCCAUCAAGGAGGCUGCUGAAACCAGCGAGAAUGUUGCGAGAGGGACUAGACACCCUGUGAAAUAAACAGGCCCUGCACCAUGAUAGCUAUGUACUGAAUGCUGCUGUGCUGCUGGACCACAAUAAAGGCACAUUAUUGUAUUGUUCUCUAAUGUCCAUCUGUAAUGUCUUUAUUGCACGUGACAAAGAUUUAUCAGUAGAUGUUAAAAUUGUUUAUUAAAACUCAUAACAUAA